Molecule: messenger RNA, 2892 nt
Organism: Linnemannia hyalina
Lineage: Eukaryota; Fungi; Mortierellomycota; Mortierellomycetes; Mortierellales; Mortierellaceae
Source: the annotation of a GenBank genome assembly
AUGACAUUCCAGCCUGAACAUUGGACCGCCGUCAGGGUCCGCGAGACUUUCAUCUCGUAUUUCCGCGACCAGUUCGGACACACCUUCGUCCCCUCUUCUUCCACCAUCCCCCACGAUGACCCUACUCUUCUCUUCGCCAACGCAGGAAUGAACCAAUACAAGCCCAUCUUCUUGGGAACUAUUGACCCCAACACAGAAUUCGGAAAGCUCACUCGUGCCGUCAACUCGCAAAAGUGUAUUCGUGCUGGAGGAAAGCACAACGACUUGGAAGAUGUCGGAAAGGAUACCUACCAUCACACCUACUUCGAGAUGUUGGGCAACUGGUCCUUCGGCGACUACUUCAAGGUUGAGGCCAUUGAUAUGGGAUGGAAGUUGUUGACCGAGGUCUACGGCCUCCCCAAGGAUCGUCUCUAUGUCACCUACUUUGGCGGUGAUGAGAAACAGGGACUUGCCCCCGAUCUGGAGGCUAGGGAGCUCUGGCUCAAGGUCGGAGUCCCCGAGAACCGCAUUCUUCCCGGUAGCGCAAAGGAUAACUUCUGGGAGAUGGGUGAACAGGGUCCUUGCGGUCCUUGCUCAGAGAUUCACUACGACCGCAUUGGAGGUCGUGAUGUUGCUCACUUGGUCAACGAGGAUGAUCCCAACGUCAUCGAGGUCUGGAACUUGGUUUUCAUGGCCUUCAACCGGGAGGCCGAUGGCUCUCUCCGUCCUCUCCCCAACAAGCACAUUGAUACCGGAAUGGGUUACGAGCGUCUCGUCUCGAUUCUUCAGGAUAAGCCCUCCAACUACGACACCGACGUGUUCCAGCCUAUCUUCGCUGCCAUCCAGGAGGUCACCGGAGCUCGCCCUUACACUGGAUUGUUGGGCGCUGAGGACAAGGACGGCAUCGACAUGGCCUACAGAGUCAUUGCCGAUCACGUCCGUACCCUUACCUUUGCCAUCUCGGACGGUGGUGUCCCCAGCAACGAGGGACGUGGCUAUGUCCUCAGACGUAUUCUCCGUCGUGGUUCCCGCUAUGCCCGCAGAAAGUUUGGCGUCCAGAUUGGAACCUUCUUCUCGUCCCUCGUCGACACUGUCUUGCGCGAGUUUGGCGAUGCCUUCCCCGAGAUCCGCAGCCGUGUUGCUGAUGUCAAGGAGAUCUUGAACGAGGAGGAGGAGGCUUUCUCUCGCACCUUGGAUCGCGGUGAGAAGUUGUUCGACGGCUACUUGCAGAAGGCUCUUGAGGCCAAGGCCACCCACUUGUCCGGAGCUGAUGUCUGGCGCCUGUACGAUACCUACGGUUUCCCCGUUGAUCUGACCCGCUUGAUGGCCGAGGAGAACGGCAUCUCGGUCGAUGAGGAGGAGUUCUCGAAGCAGCAGGAGGCCGCCAAGGCCCUCAGCAGAGCUGGCAAGGGUUCCGGCGCUGGCGCUGGAGAGACUGUCGCCUUUGAUGUCCACGACAUUGCUGCUGUUGAGGCCAAGGGUACUGUCCCCAAGACCGACGAUUCGCACAAGUACAAGUCUGGCAACAUCAACGCCCAUAUCAAGUUGAUUUACCGCAACCACGAUUUCCCUCAGGACACCUCGUCGAUCGAGGAGCAAAAGUCAUUCGGUAUUCUCUUGGACCGCACCAACAUGUACGCUGAGCAGGGAGGACAGGAGUACGAUACCGGUAGCAUUACCGUCGAUGGCAAGGCCGAGUUUGUUGUCGAGAACGUCCAAGUCUACGGUGGAUACGUCUUGCACACCGGAUACCUCAAAUACGGAACCCUCGCCGUCAACGAUGAGGUCGUCGUCCAGUUCGACGAGCUUCGCCGCUGGCCUCUCCGUAACAACCACACUGGAACUCACGUGUUGAACUAUGCUCUUCGCGAGGUUCUGGGCAACGUUGUUGACCAGAAGGGUUCUUUGGUCGCUCCCGAGAAGCUCCGUUUCGACUUUACAUGCAAGAACGGUAUGACUCCCCAGCAGAUUCACGAGACUGACUUGAUUGUCACCGACUUUAUCAAGCGCAACUUGGCUGUCUACUCUCAGGAGGUCCCCUUGGCUGUUGCCAAGUCGAUCAACGGUCUCCGUGCCGUUUUCGGUGAGGUCUACCCCGACCCCGUCCGUGUUGUCAGCAUUGGAUAUGACGUCAACGACAUCUUGAAGGAUGUUUCCAACGAGAAGUGGACCAAGACCUCGAUCGAGUUCUGUGGUGGUACCCAUGUCGCCAAGACCUCGGACAUCAAGCAGUUCGUGAUCAUUGAGGAGACCGGUAUUGCCAAGGGUAUCCGUCGUAUUGUCGCCGUCACCGGCGAGGAGGCCCACCAGGCUGAGCGUGUUGCCAACGAGUUCGAGCAGAAGCUCAACCACGUCGGAUCUGGUGCCCUUUCGAGCAACGAGCUCGAGUCCCAGCUCAAGGUCUUGUCGAAGGAGCUCGACGAGAUUUUCAUCUCUGCCUACCGCAAGUCUGUCCUCAAGGAGCGCUUCGCUGGUAUCAAGAAAGCCUUUGACGAUGCCGACAAGGCCCGCAAGGCCAAGCAGGUCAAGGACUCUGUCGAUCAGGUCAAGAACUACUUUGAGAAGAACCCCGAUUCCAAGGUCUUUGUUGCCCUCUUGGACGUUGGCUCGAACGCCAAGGCCACCGGAGCUGUUGUGACACACGUCAAGACCAACUUGAAGGACAAGGCUGCCUAUGUCUUCUCUGUCGACGAGACCAACGGCAAGGUCUCCCACGCCUGUGUUGUCGGACAGGAGAUCCUCAGUGGAUCGAGCGGCUUGAAGGCCACCGAGUGGGCCGACGUAGUCGUCAAGGUCAUUGGUGGUCGCAAGGGUGGCAAGGACGACUCUGCCCAGGGUGCUGGUGAGCAUGCCGAGAAGGUCCAGGAGGCCCUCGACCUCGCCAAGCAGUUUGCCGAGUUGAAGUUGAACUAG